Pundamilia nyererei is the source of this 2607-nucleotide messenger RNA. Its product is annotated as negative regulator of reactive oxygen species-like. Gene Ontology annotation, molecular function: protein binding. Bases 47 to 2014 code for a protein of 655 amino acids. Gene Ontology annotation, cellular component: plasma membrane. The transcript is spliced from 2 exons. The record is from RefSeq and is a predicted model, not a curated record. NCBI's taxonomy places the organism in Eukaryota, Metazoa, Chordata, Actinopteri, Cichliformes, Cichlidae.
UCUGACAACAGCAGUGGUACAGUUUAGCAGCAGCAGCAGAGGGAGAAUGGUCAGACAUAUGUUCUCCAACUUCCUACUACUCUGGUCACUCAGCCAUGACCUUUGCGUAACAGGACUGACGUAUUAUGCUUCGAGGGAGCAGUCCUGGAACAAUCGGAAUCUCUCUUCUAUCCCUGUGGAUUUGGAUAUAAGGAUCAGAAGACUGGACCUGUCCAAUAACUUCAUCAGACAGCUGCACAAGCUUGAGCUGCCUUACUUGGAGCAGCUGGACUUGAGCAACAACCAGCUGGAUCUCAUCUCCGAGGGGCUGUUUGAAAACCUGGUUCGACUUGAGCAGCUGAAUUUGUCCAGAAACGAACUAAACAACAACCUUGGCAAUAACAGCAAAGCCCUCCAAUCCCUCAGCGGGCUGAAGGAUUUGGACAUAUCAAUGAACGGCCUGAGUGACUUUGCAGCCGAGCACUACCUUAGAAACAAAUCCGCCCUCGAUCAGCUCAAGAUGACCGGUAAUGCUUUAACAAGACUUUCACACAAAUUAUUCACAGAGAGUAAAAGCCUGAGGGCCAUUGCUAUUGACGACAAUCUGAUAUCUGAGAUCGAAGAAGGGACGUUCGAAUCACUGAUCCAAUUAGAGGUGUUAAACUUGGCUAAAAACAAUCUUGCGCACAUUUGUGAUUUUAAAUUGCGUCAAGUGAAAUUUCUAAAUCUGAGCAGAAACUCUGUAGAGUUUUUUGUCACACAUGAGGACAGCAGGCUGUACAGGCUUGAAGUUCUUGAUCUCAGCCACAACAAACUUCUUUAUUUUCCAAUCGUUCCGAAAACGAACCGUUUGCGGUAUCUUUAUUUACAGAAUAACAUGAUCGGUUCCUAUUCAGAGGCUGCUUUGGUGUCAGAGACAAAUUCUCUUUAUAGUGAGAUUGUAGGUGAAAAAAUUGCAAUAAAAAACAACCUACACUCAAACUGGAGGCCCAUGCCACUGAUUUAUAUUGACCUGAGCUACAACCACUUCAGGUCUUUCCCAAUCGAGACUUUAAGCCUAUUGCUGUCUUUAGAAACUCUGAAUCUCAGCUAUAACUGUCUACAAAGCAUCAUCUGGGAUGUGAGAAAUGACUCUGACUCAGGACCCCUUCGCCAGCUUUUCUUCCGCUCCCUAAAGCACCUUGACCUGCAAAGCAACAGGCUGGUAUAUAUUUCCCCACCUUUUCUCAGUGCACUCACACAAAUAGAAAGACUAAAUCUGCAAGACAACUCAGUCCAACCUUGCACUUCUGCUGAUCACUUAGGAAGCAUUAACUCAACACAGCAAACAAAUCUUGAUGACCUUUGUGUUGAAUUCGCCUACUUAGGGACUCUAAAACACCUCAAUCUUAAAGGAAACGGCAUAAAAAUGCUUCAGCCUAACACAUUUCAGGGGACUUCUUUGGUUUCCCUCAGCCUUGCAAAAAAUCCAUUACUGGUCAUGCAAGAGGGGGCGCUAGAAGGUGUGCAAACAACUCUUCAGUCCUUAAUUAUCAGUGAGAUCAACUUAAACAGCUCUCGUCUGUUGUCUCUACCGUGCAUGCCGGCAUUAACCCACCUGAACGUAUCGAACAACCUGCUGGAUACAAUUCCCAGAAGUUUAAGUUGUUCUCCCCUGAGAGAAAUUGACAUAAGACAUAAUGUUUUUAUAACUUUAAACCCUUCGUUGAUUCGUGCUUUAUCCACAAACCUUACCGUCAUGCAUAUAAGCGGGAAUCCUUUCAACUGCUGUGACAACAGAUGGUUGAUGGUCUUAAAUGAGACGGAGAUUACAGUGCCCGAUAUCAGUGAGGCAGAAUGCUUUACGAGAGUUAGAAACCUUACAGUGACAGAAUAUCUGAUGAACCCUUCAUUGUACUGUUCAUUGCGCACAAAGGCACAGGAAGUUCAUUUUGGACAAAUGAUGAUAAUUGUCUUAUUUGCAAUUGUUUUGUUAGCAGUUUUCAUCAUGUUCAGCAGGAAGCUGUGCUGCACACAGAGAUCUGUUAUGGUGUGAAGUCUCAAAUCAGUCUUUUACAGGUUUUUUUUUAGAUAAUUUUAGACAUGCACAUGGGCUAUGUAAAGUAAGCAUACCAUAAAUUUGGUGGAAAAGUGAAGAUUUUGGUUAUUGCACAUUACAGUCUUACAGGACAUACCUGCAAACUUUUCGUGACCUCUGCAGCUAAAAUCUUAAACUGGAAAUUGGCAUUACUGAUUCCCAAGUGGUUUGGUUACAGUGCACGUCAAAUCAAGAAUCACAAGAGUUCGUAUCCAUUCUUCAUCGUGAAUGUUUGUUUUGAAACUAAAAGCUUUAGCCAAUGGAUUACAUUUUUAUGACGUCUAUGAAGCCUUGCAGAACAUUCCAAGAGUCACGACUGGACUCCUGAAUAAUUCAACACAAUUGCCAUAUAGACCCUUGUAAGAGAGCUUUUGUUUAAACAUAUUGAUUUGUAUAUAUUUUUAAAUAAGAAUGGCUUAUUUUGUCUUUAUACAAGAAAUGUCAUUAUACCAGCCUGUUCUGUAAUAUAUAAUGUGUGGCUCUGACCCUGGAGACUGUGGUCAGAUGUUGCAACGGUGUAUGGUUUACAUAAUAAACAUGUCGCACUGAAU